UUAAAUUGAAUGGACGACGAUGGUGAUGGCCUCCAACGCUGGCGAUAGCAAGCGGCGCGACGCUACUGUCAUAGUGUCCUUGCGCUUCUCCGCCGGAAAUUUAAUCAUGACUCACCUCUAGUGUCCCAAACCACGAAAUGCCCUCGAGAGCUCAUCGCGAUUAUCAAAAAGGCUUUGCCGGAAAAAUAGGAUGGGGGCAGAGGCCGGCGCUGCUACUUGUCGAUGUUUGUAACGCCUACUGGAGCGACGCCAGUCCAUUGGACACCAAAUCGAACCCUGCGUCUGCGGCGGCGCCCGCGUCCAUCGCAAAACUCGUCGCUGCCGCACGCCAAGGCAAGGUGCCGUUGAUCUGGACGCGAGUCGAAUACACGGAACCAGACAUGUCGGAUGCAGGACUUUUCUACAGCAAAGUACCGCUACUGAAGCUGUUCCAGACCGGCUGCGGCAAUGGCCUUGAAAAAUGGAUUCCGGGACUAGAGCCUGCUGCUGGCGAAGUCGUUGUCUGCAAGCGUUACCCGUCCGCCUUCUUCGCGACCGACCUCGCUACACAGCUCCGGCUCUUCAACGUCGAUACUGUCAUAAUCUGUGGCGUCAGUACAAGUGGUUGUGUGCGCGCGACUGCUCUUGACGCGAUGUGUUAUGGGUUUCGACCGAUGGUCGUUGAAGAAGCAUGUGGUGACAAGUCCCCUGCUGUCCACGAUGCGAACAUUGCCGAUAUCAACGCGAAGAUGGCUGAUGUCGUUUUUGAGGAUGAGGCAAUCGAGAAACUGGAGGCUGGAUGGCAGUGAGUGUACUGCGCCGCCGAACCCGUCCCAAGGAGUGUAGCUCUGGCCGCUUUCUGCGAGUCAUUCGUAGUCGCUCACGGUCUGUUCAAGCUUGCCUCCGUGAUGGCGAGCGGGCACACCAAGAACGAUAUAUGGACAUAGCAAGCACCACAAGUCCAAAUGGUACAUAUACAAUUAUUGGGUAUACCUGCAACUCAAGCUAUGUAUAGACAUGACCAAACGACGCACGAUUUGUAGAACGUAAUCCCAGUAUCUGGCCUCAAGGGAGAGCCUGAAGCGUGGCACAGUGCCGACGAAGCCUCCCCACGACUGUCCACUCCUAGAGCGUAUUUACGCGUUUGCUAU
Molecule: messenger RNA, 1130 nt
Organism: Alternaria alternata
Lineage: Eukaryota; Fungi; Ascomycota; Dothideomycetes; Pleosporales; Pleosporaceae
Product: putative N-carbamoylsarcosine amidase
Exons: 3
Coding region: 138-788 (216 amino acids)
Source: RefSeq, a predicted model, not a curated record